This is a messenger RNA of Telopea speciosissima, 1235 nucleotides long. Its product is annotated as two-component response regulator ORR9-like. The transcript is spliced from 5 exons. Bases 260 to 877 code for a protein of 205 amino acids. The record is from RefSeq and is a predicted model, not a curated record. Gene Ontology annotation, biological process: phosphorelay signal transduction system; cytokinin-activated signaling pathway. NCBI's taxonomy places the organism in Eukaryota, Viridiplantae, Streptophyta, Magnoliopsida, Proteales, Proteaceae.
UCUAAUUCAAAAACUAGUUGGAAAAUUUGGGAGAUUCGGAGUGAAAUCUGGUCGGAUCUUGCUUUCUUGGCUGUGGAUUUUGGUGGGUAGUAGUAUUUCAACACACUUAACUAAUGGGUUCUUCUUCAUUUCUCUCCUAGAAAACAUUCACGAGGACCACAACCAACAAAUCAAUCAUCAUUUCUUCUUUCUUAUUCCUCUUCUUCUUCUUCUUCUUCUGCCUCUCCUCUUCCUUAUUGGAUCUUUGGAUCAGAGUGAGAUGGGUAUGGAAACAGAAGCUCAGUUUCAUGUUUUAGCAGUUGAUGAUAGCCUUCUAGACAGAAAACUGAUUGAAAGGCUGUUGAAGAACUCAUCUUAUCAUGUUACUACAGUGGAUUCUGGUAGCAAAGCUUUAGAGUUUCUGGGUUUACAUGAGGAUGAUCAGAGAAACUCAAACCCACCUUCUGUUUCUUCACACCAUAAUCAGGAAAUGGAAGUAAAUCUCAUCAUCACAGACUACUGUAUGCCUGGAAUGACAGGCUAUGAUCUGCUCAAAAAAAUCAAGGAAUCUUCAUCUCUAAAAGACAUACCUGUUGUCAUCAUGUCCUCUGAGAAUGUACCUUCUAGGAUUAACAGAUGCUUAGAAGAAGGAGCAGAGGAGUUCUUUCUUAAACCCGUGCAGAUCUCAGAUAUGAAAAGGCUUCAACCCCAUCUUCUUAAGGGGAAAUAUAAGGAUCAACAACAACAACAACAAGAAGAAGAACAACAACAACAGCAAUCACCACAACAACAACAACAACCCAACAACAAGAGAAAGGCAAUGGAAGAAGGCCUUACAGGUAGCCUUUCACCUGAAAGAACCAGGCCAAGAUUAAGUGCUGGCUUAACAGUGGUCUGAUCAAUAAAAAUAUUAGUUUCCCUUUUACAAGAACAAGGAGAUCCCAUAACUCCUUUUUUCUUUCAACAAAUUUUUUUUUGUUUCCUUCUUCUUCAUGCUUCAUGACACAGGCUCAAGAGCAAUGUGUGUAGGGAGGGAAGAGGGGAAAGAGAGAGAGAGGGAGAGAAGCAUGAGAAGAGAGAUGUUCAUCACAGUUGGAUACCUGUAAUUUUUUUUUUCUUUUCUUUUUUGAUUAAUGGGUUACUUGUAUACAUUUUACAUAGCAAAAUUUGCAUUCAGAUUUGCAGAGAAGCAAAAUAGAAAUGUAAAUAAUGGAUAGAACUGCAAAGGGAAUCUGUACUAUUUGGCUUAAAAUCCA